AUGAAACAUGAUUUGCAAAGCAAGAAUUUAAAGAAAGCUAGAGAAGAACUAAACGAGGCAAAACAACGUGUGGCAGAAGCAAAACAACAAGUCGAAGAACUUGCACAAUAUAUAAGGCGUGACUGUGUGGAAAUCGCUGGAAUUCAACCUACAAGGGACCUAUCAUGUGAAGCAAUAGUGAAUUCAAUUGGUGAAACAAUUGGAGUUCCCAUUACUGCCGACGACAUAUCAAUCGCGCAUCCAAUACCAUCGUAUAAUCAAUCUGCAGCGCCUAAAUUAAUUGUAAAAUUCACUCGAAGACAAGUACGGAAUAAGUUUUAUCAAGCCCGUAAGAAGCUUGCCUCUAAGAAAGCGAAAGAUCUUCCUCGACUUGAUCUCGAGUCCAAUGCACGGGUAUACAUUUCUGAAUCUCUGACCCCUUACAAGAAGAACUUAUUUGGUCAGGUCAAUAAACUCAAGAAGCGAUUGAAAUGGAAAUACAUUUGGACAUAUAAUGGACGGAUUUACCUCAAGCAAGACGAGAACAAUGUCGUGCAUACAUUCGACACGCUGGAAGACUUCGAUAAAUUCCAAUCAAGGAAUCGCUCAACUAACAACUAA
Messenger RNA from Paramuricea clavata, 600 nucleotides. The record is from the annotation of a GenBank genome assembly. NCBI's taxonomy places the organism in Eukaryota, Metazoa, Cnidaria, Anthozoa, Malacalcyonacea, Plexauridae.